Microstroma glucosiphilum is the source of this 2189-nucleotide messenger RNA. Its product is annotated as amidase. Lineage: Eukaryota; Fungi; Basidiomycota; Exobasidiomycetes; Microstromatales; Microstromataceae. The record is from RefSeq and is a predicted model, not a curated record. Bases 1 to 1800 code for a protein of 599 amino acids. The transcript has 5 exons.
AUGGUGUCCAUCCCGGCAGAAUGGCAGAUCAGGGGCCUCAGCGAUACGCGUGAGGUCAUCAAUGCGGUCUUGCCGGAAGACGCUCCGACCACAGCUAGUCUUGUGGCCGGGCCGAGUCUACCGGACCUGCUACUGGCAAACGACAAGGCGACUGCUCUGCUUUCAUCAAGCAAAGCCCGCUCGAUAUGCACCUUACCUGCUCACGAGAUCGUAGAAGCCAUAAGGAACAAGCGACUCACUUCCGUAGAAGUAACGGAAGCCUUCCUGACCAGUGCAGCUAUAGCACAUCAGGCUACCGGCUGCCUUUCCGACUUCUUCCCCGACGAGGCGAGAAGGAGAGCUCAGGAACUCGAUGCUAAGCAAGCCAGGGGCGGGACUCUUGGUGUGCUGCAUGGCUUGCCCGUCUCGAUAAAGGGUCACAUCUUUCUGACAGGCCAUGGCAAUCAGAAUGGAUUCGCAUUAGACGUCUUGAGUCAAGAAGCCUUUGAUGGACUUCUUUCAGAUCAGGACAGUCCACUCCUCCGCAAUCUUAGUCCAGCUCACAUUGCUCUCAUCAAGGCAAGAGGUCCCCGCAUCUCCACAGAAGAUGGCCUGCUAGCACGCAUCUUGCGAGACCAAGGCGCCGUCUUCUACUGCAAGACGACGAUGCCCCAAUCGGUCAUGCACCUCGACACGCGCAGCAAGCCCUUUGGCCAGACGAUCAAUCCUUACAAUCUCGCGCUAAGCGCGGGAGGUAGUAGUGGCGGCGAGGCAGCGCUGGUCUCAGGCGGAGGAUCCGUUCUGGGGGUUGGAACAGAUAUCGGCGGCUCGGUCCGUCAGCCGUGCGCAGUGACGGGCCUCUGGGGCCUUCGACCGACGUGUGGACGCUUGCCUUCGACGAGUUCCCUCGCGCCUACCCCGGGAAAUUCGAUGGUGGUCUCGACGAUCGGACCUAUGUGUCGCUCGCUGAAAGAUGUCAUUCUCUUCAUGGCGGCAGUGCUGCGUGGUGAGCCUUGGAAGCUGGACCAUAAUACCUACCGCCUUCCCUGGCGCGGAGAGGUGGUGCGGACGCCGAGGAAGGGUCGUCUGCGCAUUGGUAUCCUGAGGCACGACGGGCUUGUCCGUCCCAUCACUCCCAUUCGACGCGCUCUCAGCAGUGUCACGUCGCGGCUCAGAGAUCGGAAGGAUGGCAGCGCAGAGAGCGUCACCGAUAUCGAACUUGUCGAGGUCGACGCAGGUGACCUGCAUGCCCGUGCCUGGACUCUGAUCCGCUCCCUCUACUACGUUGACGGUGGCGCCUUUACUCGCUCAGUUGCAGCCCUAGGCGGCGAGCCUCUCCUCCCUCUCACCGAAAAGAUUCUGCAAGAUGCAAAGGAGAGGACGGCGCAUGAGAUUUGGGAAUUGACAAUGAAGAGAGAGUCGAUCAAGAAGGAGUACCUAAAAUGGUGGAACGAGUUGCGGCUGGACGCGAUGCUUUGUCCUGCCUCAGCUACGGUGGCUCCGAGACCAGGGACGAUCAAGUACUGGGGCUACACAUCCGCCUUCAAUCUCUUCGACCUCCCCUCCCUCGUCUUCCCCACAGGCAUCAGCGUGAAUGCAGAGGCAGACGUAGCGUUCGAAGCCUCUGAGGUCAGUGACGCUCAUUCAGCCUCAAAGGUCAAGAGGGAAAACACGGGCGACUGGGAUCGCGAGAAUGAGGAGGAGUACGUGCGCCAUAGAGACGUGUACGAGGGAGCGCCCGUGGGCUUGCAGCUGGUUGGUAGUCGUUUUGAAGAGGAGGAGCUCAUACAAGUGAUGCAGGUCAUCGAGCGGGCUCUGUAGCGCCAGCAAAACUGGAUUCUCUCAUUCACUAGACGAGACUUGUAUUGUUACACAGAGGGCAAAAGGUGACGCAUCGGAAUAGCAUUCAGCACUCCUCAGAAGCAGCGAGUGAGCCUCGGAUCAGGUAACCCUCAUGGCUCUACACUAGGCCGAUUGUAGUCGGAGAGCGAGGGGAAGAGCCUGCAGGAGAAAUGUAGAGGAACUCACAUUCAUCAGCUUACAGGCCCGACAACGUCUAGUACCUUCUCUCUUACUCACCGCAGGGUUAUCCGUCGUGGCUAGUAGCUGCACAGUACUAUUAAAGCCCUUUAGUCCUUUACUCCACCUCGACUCCUGCUUCUCCAAUGCCCGCCACAUCUCCGCCCCCAGCUCCACCGGCUUGUCCUCGC